AUGAGUUCAUCACCAAGUAUUUGUGCAUCACCAAACUUCACAUUUCCACCAUCACAGCAUGUGGAAGGGGCAAAGGGGGAUGCAAAUGACUAUUUCACGACCAAGACACCUACGCGUGAACCCGAAUAUCCACAGAUUCCGAUAUCUGAAAAAGGGACAACGGGAUACAUGGCGCCACCGUCAGUCCAUAAUAAGAUGAAUAAUUCAUUGUCAUCGAUUAACUCGGAUACAACGGUGUGUGACAGUUCAUCUGGGUCUCUUAAUGUCAGAAAUACUAGGAAUGACUCCGUCUUUUCCACAGAGACGCUUGUUGAAGAAAUAGAGCAUGGAAAGAAGAAAAAUCCCCUUAAUUUACAGCUUCCUAUAGGCAAGCAUAUACAAACACUGAGUAGAGACGAAGAAAGAGCAAGAUCGGCGGUGGAGCCGAAGUUUGAUUUUUACAUUCAUAGGUCGCCAACCAAACACCAGCCAAGCCUAAUUCCCACAAGCUCAUUACCAAACAUGGACCCAGUGUUAAAUAGUAAUCAUCCGCCCUCAUUCAAGAAGCAUACUACUACUCCAUCGCUCACACUUAGCGAAACCUACAAGAUGGUUCAGAACGAACAAUUCAAAAAACCAAAUAAGAUCAUUAAUGUGGAUUGUAAAGAUCUCAUAGACACCUUAUCGCAAGAAAACUCCAACCGGAUCAAAACGAUUUCGAUUAAUACAAAUAAUGAUAUAAUGAAACAAAUCAUGAACUCUACGUCAAAAUUGUCAGAGAUCUUAGUCAUUGAUGUUAGACCAUUCACAGAAUACGUGAAAUCGCAUAUAAGGGGAUCAAUCAAUAUUUGUUUGCCCCUGACAUUAUUGAAGAGAGCAAAUUAUGACUUGAAUAGAUGCAUAAAGGCAUUGCCUGCUUAUGAAAAAAGUAUUUUCGAAGGGCAUAUUUCCACCUAUGGUGGCAAAAAUUUAAAUAACUUGAACACAGCCGAAUCUGAAGGUACAGAUGAUAAUUGCACGGAGUUCCCUAGCAUUUUACUUUAUGAUAGUUAUAAUAAUUCUCCGAACUUGUAUCAUAUGGCGAAAAAGUUCAUGGAUUUUAAGUCAUGGGAGGACUCGAUUUUUAUUCUUGACAGUAAAUAUCAAGAAUUUUCCGAAAGCUUUCCUAGCUUGGUAGAAUCUGGAAACGGUAAUGUGAGGCAUGGAUCGGUUCCCCUGUUGCCAGUAAAAGAUAUUGCGGGGAAAUUCAGAUCGUCUUCUUUAUCGGAUAUUCCAACUAUGAAAAGUAUUAACAUGGUGGAUACAAGUACGCCGAUUCUAUCUAAUUUUCAACUUCCACAAACUCCAAAAAAACAAUUCAAACUUAGACAUAACGAAGAAUUUUUGGCUGAUAAUUUAGAAGGCGCGUCUGAUUUGAGUUUGACUAAUUUAUCCCAUCAUUUCGAUAAGCUCUCAAGUAAUGAUCAAAACCGCUUACCUAUUUGGAUAAGGAGCAGUUUAUCAAAACGGACGAAAUUGGUGGAAGACUUUAAUAACUUGGAGAAAAAUGAAAAACAUAGAUUACUUGAUGCAUUCACUAUAAAUAAAUCGAAUAAUGUUGAUGACAAAAUAGAGGAAGAAAAAUUAUCUCCAGGUGGUUCAGUUAUAGAUGCAGAAAACCUUCAUGCUCCAUCCAUCAGUUCCGGUAUUGAGUAUGGACAUAAAAAUAGAUACAAGGACAUUUUUCUCUUUGAACAUUCUAGAGUUAAAUUGAAUGAUUUACCUACUAUGACCAAAAAGGGACAAUUAUGUGAUUACAUUAAUGCAUCAUAUUUAAACCCUUUGAAGGAUUUAGAAAGGAUUACGGAGACAAGUAAGAUCAUUCAUCAUAUUAAAUACAUCGGCGCACAGGGACCAUUAAAUGAAACCACCGGUGACUUUUGGAAAUGUGCUUUGAACCAUAAAACUCCGUUAGUAAUUUCACUUACAGAUGAGUUUGAAAACGGUGUCAACAAAUGUUCGCCAUUCUGGAAAUCUGGUGAAUACAAGUCGAAUAAUAACAUAAUCAAAGUGAAGAUGGUUGAUACCAUGAACUACAAGAACGAAAAUACUAUUAUAUUGCGGCGGUUUGAAGUCUCAAUGGAUGACCUUGAACCUCACCAAAUCUUCCAGAUCCAUUUAUUAUCGUGGCCUGAUAUGGGGGCGGUAUUGCAAUCCAAGGACUUAAUAUCAAUUAUUUCAUUGAAGCAUCAUAUUCUCCAGAACUGUUCGUCUAAAUUGGAAGAAUUUCCCACGAUCAUCCAUUGUUCUGCCGGAUGUGGUAGAACAGGAACAUUAUGUACAAUUGAUUCGCUCAUCAAUAUCCUCGAAGCAAACCCUAGCUUUGACCUAGCAUUUGACCCGAUAUACUCAAUGGUUGAUAAUUUCAGAAGACAGCGUGUUUCCAUGGUUCAAAACUUACGUCAAUACUACUUGAUCUACGAUACCCUACUCAUAUUCUUACGGAACAAGCUAGACCUUGAAGCGAAGAAUGACCAUGCGGUCCAUUGGGAUGAUCUCAUUCAUUUUGAUAUUGUCGGUGACUUCCUCGGUAGUCUCACCUAG
Messenger RNA from Debaryomyces hansenii CBS767, 2562 nucleotides. RefSeq names its product tyrosine protein phosphatase (gene PTP3). The coding region runs from base 1 to 2562 and encodes 853 amino acids. Gene Ontology annotation, molecular function: protein tyrosine phosphatase activity. The record is from RefSeq and is a predicted model, not a curated record. The transcript has a single exon. Gene Ontology annotation, biological process: protein dephosphorylation. NCBI's taxonomy places the organism in Eukaryota, Fungi, Ascomycota, Pichiomycetes, Serinales, Debaryomycetaceae.